Habropoda laboriosa is the source of this 1728-nucleotide messenger RNA. It is a transcript of the gene polo, whose product is annotated as serine/threonine-protein kinase polo. The record is from RefSeq and is a predicted model, not a curated record. The transcript is spliced from 7 exons. Gene Ontology annotation, cellular component: spindle pole; centrosome; cytoplasm. Gene Ontology annotation, molecular function: protein serine/threonine kinase activity; protein binding; ATP binding. The coding region runs from base 1 to 1728 and encodes 575 amino acids. Gene Ontology annotation, biological process: mitotic cell cycle; protein phosphorylation; regulation of cytokinesis. Lineage: Eukaryota; Metazoa; Arthropoda; Insecta; Hymenoptera; Apidae.
AUGUCGAAAGACGAAAAGGAAUGUGUUAUUCCAGACGUGAUAUACGAUGUAAACUCGGGAAAAAGUUAUAUCAAGGGACGAUUUUUUGGAAAAGGUGGUUUUGCAAAAUGUUACGAGAUCAGAGAGUCAAAAUCACAUUGUGUGUUUGCUGGAAAAAUUGUGCCCAAGUCACAAAUUACAAAAAGCAAUCAAAGAGAGAAAAUGACACAAGAGAUCAGCAUUCACCAAACUUUAAACCACAAGAAUGUUGUUGGAUUCUAUGGUUUUUUUGACGAUCCUCAAAAUGUAUACAUAAUAUUGGAGUUAUGCAGGAAAAGGUCAAUGAUGGAAUUACACAAACGCAGAAAAGCACUAACAGAAUGUGAAACCAGAUAUUAUAUGAAGCAAAUUUUAGAUGGUGUGAAUUACUUGCAUCAAAAUAAAAUAAUUCACAGAGAUCUAAAAUUAGGUAACUUAUUUUUAAGUGAUGAUCUGCAAGUGAAAAUUGGUGAUUUUGGAUUGGCUACCAGACUUGAGCAUGAAGGGGAACGUAAAAAGACACUGUGUGGGACACCUAAUUACAUAGCACCAGAAAUUUUAACCAAGGCUGGUCAUUCUUAUGAAGUAGAUAUAUGGAGUAUUGGAUGCAUUAUGUAUACUUUGCUUGUGGGAAAACCUCCAUUUGAAACAUCAAGCUUAAGGGAAACCUAUAACAGAAUCAAACAAGUUCAGUAUAAAAUUCCCACGCAUAUCAAUACAAUUGCAAUGAACACAAUAUCUAAUAUGUUACAAGGGAAUCCAUCCCAACGUCCUUCCAUAACAAAGCUAAUGAAAGAUCCAUUCUUUGCAUGUGGUUAUAUGCCAGUUAGUUUGCCAAUUUCAUGUUUAACAAUGGCUCCUCGCCUAGAUAUGCUAGAAAUGCAUAAUCAACGUAAACCAUUGUCUGAAAUGAACACUAACAUAGGAGGAGAGGGACAAGACUUUAUAUUCCGUGUACCUAAUAGUCCAGCGCGUAAAACAAAACCUACAGAUGCAAUAAGUGAAGUUCAAAAAAUAAACCUUGACAUUAAAAAGAUGCUUGAGACGUUGAGAGAGCAGCUGGCUGCUGUAUUAAAAUCUAAACCAAGUAGAGAGACCACUUCGUCACCAGAUGAAAUGACGGAUCCAGCUGCACAACCUUUAGUAUGGAUAAGUAAAUGGGUUGACUACUCGGAUAAAUAUGGUUUCGGAUACCAACUUUCCGACGAUGGUGUGGGUGUGAUGUACAAUGACGGUACCCGAUUAAUAAUGCUGGCUAAUUGUUUUAAUAUUCACUAUAUAAAUCGCGAGGGAAACGAAUUGUAUUAUACAGUCAAAGAAUACUCACUAGAAUUAGAGAAAAAAAUGAAAUUAAUGAACUUCUUCCUGAAAUACAUGAGGGAACACUUGAUGAAAGCCGGAAGUUCCGUUGCCGUGAAACCAUGCGAUGCCAUGUCUAGAAUACCGUACAUACAUCAAUGGUUUAGAACACAGAAUGCUGUAGUUAUGCAGUUGACUAAUGGAACAGUACAAAUAAACUUCUUGGAUCAUACAAAAAUUAUUAUGUGUCCAUUAAUGGCGGCUGUCACAUAUAUAGACACAGAAAGGAAUUUCCGAACUUACAGAUUCCAGACAAUUCUAGAGAACGGAUGUUGUAAAGGUUUGGCUAAAAAUUUGGCAUACGCCUACGAGAAACUUGUACUAAUGUUAUCGAAUCCACAAACUCGAUAA